ACCAAACUGGUAGAAGCAAUAGGUUUAAAAGGAACAGUGUAAACUCAGAACUGAUUCACCUCCGUUUCAUUUAGUAUGGGGCAGAGAGCCCGAAUAUAGGAAAAAGACAAUGGCAUUUUGCGUAGGAGUUACUUUACUUACGUAAGUACUUGAUUUCUAUUUUAGUUUAACUUAAUUUUUUUACUGACGGGGAUGUACAUUGGAAUAGUAUUUUUUGAAUUAACAACACGUCGUUAUAAAAGCUUUUGUGGAACUUGCAAUGUUGUUCACGUAUAAGAUAUACAGUAAAAUACUAAAAUAACAAUGACUAAUAGCACUUACCCAAUCAUGACAAUGGACCCAACUAUCCCUGUUAUAAUGUUCAUAUUCGGGGUGGUUGGUAACAUGAUUGCCAUAGUCGUGCUUUGCAAAUCAAGAAAGGAGCAGAAAGAAACAACAUUUUACACCCUGGUUUGCGGACUUGCUGUGACGGACCUUUUGGGAACUCUGCUUGCAAGCCCGGUCACUAUCGCCACCUAUGUGAAAGGAAAAUGGCCAGGUGGGGACCCGUUGUGCGAAUUUUCCGGAUUCAUCCUCCUGUUUUUUUCCUUAGCUGGUCUCAGUAUAAUAUGUGCCAUGUCAAUCGAGAGGUACAUGGCUAUUAAUCACGCUUACUUCUACAACCAUUUUAUUGAUCAGAAGAUUGCGGGGUUAACUCUUUUUGCCAUUUAUAUUUCAAACAUUCUUUUCUGUGCCCUGCCGAGCAUGGGGCUUGGCCAAGUGAAGAAACAAUAUCCGCAAACUUGGUGUUUCAUUGACUGGAGAAGUAACGAGAAUAAGCACGCAGCAUUCUCCUACAUGUAUGCGGGAUUCAGUUCCUUUCUCAUCCUGUCCACUGUUAUUUGUAAUGUACUUGUGUGCGGUGCUUUGAUCAGAAUGCACAGACGCUUUAUGCGAAGGACAUCCCUUGGCACUGGCCAAGGAAGGAUUACCGAGCUCAGAAGAAGACGGAGUUUUGGACGUACGACCGGUGCAGAGAUUCAAAUGGUUAUUUUACUCAUCGCUACUUCAGCCGUGGUCCUCAUUUGUUCAAUACCACUAGUGGUGCAGGUGUUUGUGAACCAGCUGUACAGGACUCCAGUGGAGGCCAGGUUCGACAAGAACCCUGACCUCCAGGCCAUCAGAAUCGCCUCCGUCAACCCCAUCCUGGACCCCUGGAUCUACAUCCUCCUGCGGAAGGAGGUUCUCCUGAAGGUCCUGGAGAAAAUCAAGUGCCUCUUCUGUAAGAUGGGGGGCCGGACUCCGCAGCACUCGGGGAACUUCCACUGCAUGGACGAGCCACGCUUCUCUUCAGUGGCCUCCCACGAGUCCCCCUAUGCCACGGCGUCCUGGGAGCUGAGGGAGGUCACCAGCUCCUCCCAGACGUUCCUCUACCAGCCCGAGAAACGUGAGGGACUCCCCGACGGACAUCGCUCGGGGCAGACGGGGGUGAACUCAUCCGCCGGAACCCCCGCUCUCGAGGGGCUGAGACGGUCGGACUCACUGAACGAGUGCAAUGCAGGAGGCAGGACUUUCCUGGGGUCGAGAGUGAGCGUCAGCCUCUCGUUCCCAAAAGAUCCGUCUCUCCACGUGACCUUCACGGACGAAGGGCCAGACCUGCAGGAGAAACACAUUUAGCUCUGGGUUAAAUGGUGACUUCCUGGACGCUUAGAAGAACGGGCAUUGGCGGUCCCACGGGACAACACUGAAGGCUUAUACAGAGCAGUAUUUAUUGAUGGGUCGCUAUGUUUUUUCGAAAAUAGCUAAAAUGUGAUUUGAAUGUUUUCUUACACGUUUGCUCUGUCACUUUUGUGUUAUAUGUGCAGUACAUUGCUGCAAUUUUGCCCUGUGAAUAUAGCACACAUCCACAUACCGCUUUUUCAUUUCAAACCUUUCAUUGAGGACUUGUGUUUUGUGUUUUAGUAAAUGUGACCGAAAUGAAAAUUUCUGUGUUGCAAGAAAAAUACAUUUCUGGCACAUGAAAGAGAAAUAUUCGUUGUUUGAUUGUCUGGAGAGAUUGCUUCUAGCAAAAAUACAUAUGACAAUUUUUUAAAAAAAUCAUUUUUGGUUGUGAAUUGUUUUUCUCCAGUGUUGUAAUUUCUUUUACAUUAACUUAUGUCUUCUCUAUGAGAAGUUCUAAACUGUUGAUGGAAUCAAAGCACAAAGUGCUUUUGUAAAAAUUGCUUUAGGCAAUGUUAUUUUUGUGAUUUACAUGUCUUUUUUCAUGUAUUUGCCAUAUUUUGUUCUUGAAUUGUUUGAACCAUCCCUAGAUUAUUUGGGCAAUUAAAAGUACUAUUUACCAUUUAA
Conger conger (European conger) is the source of this 2325-nucleotide messenger RNA. RefSeq names its product prostaglandin E2 receptor EP4 subtype-like. The record is from RefSeq and is a predicted model, not a curated record. The coding region runs from base 304 to 1656 and encodes 450 amino acids. NCBI's taxonomy places the organism in Eukaryota, Metazoa, Chordata, Actinopteri, Anguilliformes, Congridae. Gene Ontology annotation, biological process: negative regulation of inflammatory response; cellular response to prostaglandin E stimulus; inflammatory response. Gene Ontology annotation, cellular component: plasma membrane. The transcript has 2 exons. Gene Ontology annotation, molecular function: prostaglandin E receptor activity.